This is a messenger RNA of Amblyraja radiata (thorny skate), 696 nucleotides long. RefSeq names its product NADH:ubiquinone oxidoreductase subunit B5 (gene ndufb5). NCBI's taxonomy places the organism in Eukaryota, Metazoa, Chordata, Chondrichthyes, Rajiformes, Rajidae. The transcript has 6 exons. Gene Ontology annotation, cellular component: respiratory chain complex I. The record is from RefSeq and is a predicted model, not a curated record. The coding region runs from base 33 to 599 and encodes 188 amino acids.
GCUUCCGGUGACCGGCGGGGGGGAGAGUGAAGAUGGCGGCGCUGGGCUUGCUGCGGGUCGCGGCCGCUGCCCUGGGCAGCUCGUCCCGGCCUCCCGGAGCCCUGCGGCGGCGGCUGGCGGCCGCGUCCCUGCUGCUGCUCCGGCCCGGCCCUGGUGCUGCAGUUCGCUACGGAAGUCAGGGGAAACAAAUGUUUGUUGUCAAGUCCAGUCAGUAUUAUGAUCGCCGGUUUUUGCAUCUCUUGAGGUUCUAUAUUUUAUUGACUGGAAUACCAAUAGCGGCGUUAAUCACUUUUGUCAAUAUUUUUAUUGGUGAUGCCGAACUUACAGAGAUUCCAGAGGAUUAUGUCCCGGAGCACUGGGAAUACUACAAGCAUCCCAUAACCAGGUGGAUUUCAAGAAGUCUCUAUGACCCACCUGAGAAGGGCUACGAGAAAAUGAUGGCCCUCAUUGCAAUUGAAGCUGAGAAAGCAGACCUGAGGCUUAAACAGCUGGAGGUGCGCCGGCUGAUGAGGGAGAGGGGAGACGGUGCCUGGUAUCAGUAUGAAACCUUGGAUAAGAAAUUAAUUGACAAUUCUCCAAAGUCCAGCCCAGAUUACUAAGUGGACAAAGAUUGCUGGAUGAUAAUAAUAUUCACCAACACCAAGAAUGUAUGAAGACAUUGUUCAAUAAAUUAUCAUGUGUCUGUUUGCAUUGUCA